CGGCCGCUCUCACGUUCUCUCAAAUUUCCGUGAAUGUGUAUUAAUAGUCCCUCAACUCAUUCAAAUGCACCUAUUAGUCCCCCAUAGAGUCGACAAAUCACCUAAACACCGAUGUAGCAUUCGCAGUUAUUCAGUGUAAUGAACCCACCGAUUACUUAACAAACAAGUUUGUGCAUCAAACGAUUUGCUGAGAAAUACAAUGGCUAGUGAGGUGACUGCAGCGAGUGCAAGCAGUGCAGCCGACUCCGAUGGAUCCGUUAGUUGGGAGGAUUUUUUCGGUACAUCAACGGAUCUCGUGCCCCAACUGCUGGGUAUGUUUGACGAGUUGGCGCGUAAGGAUCAAGCAAAUAAUCACAGUGGUGAUCAAAUACCAGCAGCAAUACAGAAGCGUCUGAGUCUGGUUGCAGCGCAUUCCCAGCGUAACACCAUAUUCGGUCAGAUCUGUGGUGCAGGAUACACGGAAAAGCAUCUGACGAUGGAGGAGAAUCAAAUGCCAGAAGUAACUGUUUGCCAUGGACCGGAGGGGAAUGAGGGGACGAAGGGAUGCACGAUGAUUAACAACAGCGAUGCCAAGACAAAGUAUAACAAUAAUAGAUUAACACCAGAGCAGGCAUUGUGCGGGAGGCAGAAGAAGCAGCUUGGAAGGCCACUUUCGGGGAGUUCAAUUGCGUCCAGUACCUCGUCCAGUGGUGGCAGUAAUCAAGAAAAUACUGUUUCCGCCAAUCCCUAUUUGGCUUCUGUCGAGUCAUUGGCCGAUGCUUGUGCCAGUUCACAAGUAUCCGGCGACAGUGGAGUGGGAGCCGGCUCGUCAGAAGAGCCCCACUGCAUGUCCCUGCGAGACCCCGUAAAUCGUAGAAAAACAAUUCCCCAAGAAUCAGUAUUUCGCAACACCGUGGAAAGAGUCUUGCUAGAGAUCGUGGAUACGGAGGCAAUUUACGUCGAGCAUCUCUGCCAGGUUAUCCAAGGAUAUCUGAUAGUCUGGCGAGACGACCCAAAUUCUCUCCUCACCCAGUUCGAAUUGACUCACCUCUUCAACAACAUCGAGGACAUAUUCAGCUUCAACAGUCAGUUUUUGAAGGAAAUAAAGGACUGCCAGUUGGAGCCUAUUCUCGUGGCCAACACCUUCAUCAAGCACAAUUCGGGUUUCAAAGUUUACACUGAGUACUGCACAAAAUAUCCUCGAGCUGUGUCGAUACUGACGGAGUUGAUGGGUCGAGAGGAGACAGCAAAGGCGUUUCGAGAGCGUCAGGAGGCCCUGGGCCACGCCCUACCCCUCGGCUCAUUCCUCCUCAAGCCUGUCCAGAGGAUCCUCAAGUAUCAUCUACUGCUGGAAAAUCUGUCCAAGGAAUUCGAGGCCGACGAGGCCUGGAGGAACUUCAACGAGGGCAAGAGCACCAUUGAUGAAGCACUCAAGGCCAUGACUGGAAUUGCUGAGCACAUCAAUGCCAUGAAACGUAAGCACGAGCAUGCUGUCAGGGUCCAGGAGAUUCAGUCACUACUUUAUGGCUGGACUGGAGCUGAUUUAACCACCAAUGGGGAGCUGAUCGCCGAGGGGAGGUUCAGAAUGCGAGGGGCCAAAGCACCUAGACAUGCUUUUCUAUUCGAACGAAUGUUGUUACUUACGAAGAAGAAGGAGGAUGGAUUGCUGGUUUAUAAAGCUCAUAUUAUGUGUUCAAAUCUAAUGUUAAUCGAGAGUAUACCAGGAGAACCGUUCAGCUUUCACGUCAUUCCCUUUGACAACCCAAGGUUGCAGUACACUUUGCAGGCACGAAACCUCGAACACAAAAGGGAAUGGACCCUCCAAAUAAAACGAGUAAUGCUGGAGAACUACAACGCAGUGAUUCCCAUCCACGCUCGUCAACUGGUGCUUCAACUCGGCCAGUCCCAGCACGACGAAGACGCCAGUACCGAAAAAAUAUCAAUGAAAAAAUUGUACUCGUCACCACCAGAAUACCUGGAGCGACGAAAGCAGGAGAAGGACCGAAGAAGAUCGGAGGCCGGACUGGGUCCAAAAUCGAAGAAACUGUUUCCUAAAUUCGAUGGCAAUUCGACAGAGAGUCCGUCCUUCUCCUCCUCCUCGUCCACAACGUCGUCCUCAUCCUCGUGUCAACGAGACCAGAGCCUGAACAGAUCCCUGGACUGUCGAGCCUCAAAAGUGAAGGGCAAAUUGACAAAUUGGCGGAGAAAAUCCGAGCCAGGUUUCCAAUCCUACGUGUCGUUCAACAACUCGGACGACGAGGAGGACAAGGAAAAAGAAGUGAACGAAAAGUCCAACAACACGAUCAACAAUCAGAACAACCUCCCACCAAACCCCUCAAAUUCCGAAACGGCAAAUUCACCGAUCCCCGAGGAUCGAAGGGAGGAAAAUGUCAAGAACAAUUUGUCCCCAAACAAAGACGUGAACAUCGAGCCGCAGACUGUCGAGCAGAUAGUGGGUCACAUUCUCAUGCAGAACGAGGAGUUCCAGAAGCUCCUGGAGAAGCAGAGGAACAACAGCAUGACGAACGUGCGACAGCAGCAGCGUUUCCACAAGGAUCAGCAGAACUCCUUAAACACCCCCAUCGACACCUCCGAGGAGAGUGACAACUGCUGCGACAACUACCCCUCAAACACCAUAAACAACAGGAUAACGAGACUAAACAGAAUCACUGCUGUCAACCGAGAGAGAAAGGAGUACCGAUCAGUGCGUUCGAACAACAGUUCCUGGAGUCAGCGAUACCAGUCGGAUAAAAAUCCCGGGUCCCACCUGCGACUGCAGUACAACAACUUCAAACCCGAGAUCGACCAGCCAAAGUCGCAGGACAAGACGUUCAGGCGCCAAAGCAUCCUGACAGAGAGUAAAAUAAUAAAAACAGCCCUGAGGAUGAACGACGACUCGAGGGGCGAGGACGAGAGUAAAGUGGAGUGUCCAACGCGUCCCUCAGUCUGGCUGACUAAACUCUGUGAGGACCUGCCAACGUCACCUCACAAAUCAGGAUCACUGCCCCGCAGUUUUCAGAUCAAUCCAGAGUCUCGAGACAAUUACUCUCAGGAGAAGAUCACGAAGUCGAGGUUUCUGCAGAGGGACGGGAAGCCUCUGAACGAGAGGCCCUUCACCAUAGCCUCCGACAAACCUGCUGACAUCAGCCUCGAGGACAUGGAGAGGUACAACUCGUAUCAAUCAGAGGAGCAGAUCAAUCAGCUCUCGAAUUCAGACCUGAACUCGGCUUCAACAUUUUUCUGCUCUCUCGAGGAUAAUUCAACAGUGGACUCUGACUCCGACAGGAUUCACCCGGACCACAAGAUCUACAGGAGCACUGUGGGGAGCACAAUGCUGAAGAACGUCCUGUCGAAGGCUGGAAGUCGUCUCCAGGGGCUGAGACUCACGCUCAGCACUGAAGCCCUGGAGUCCAGUGAUCCUGUCUCUGACUCCUCUAAAUCGAGGAAUUACAAGGGGAAGAAGAGGAGCAAGUCCAAGCUGUUGAGACUCUCCAGGGAGAGCUCCACUGAUGUUGACGAGCCCUCCGGGUGUGUGCCCACCAGCUCCUCCGAGUCGAAGAGCAUUUCUUCGUUGUACUACGAGCAGGGGAGCGAGGGCUUGGGGGCCAGGAUUGCCCAGGCCGACUAUGCAGAUCCCUCCGUUCUCUUUGGGGCCUAUUUCGAGGGGAAGGCUGGGGCGAGGGCGCAGGGAGCUGUGAAGACCGAUGGCAAGUACUCGGAGGAUGAGGCCGAUGAGGAGUAUGACGAGGCUGACAGGAAAGAAUCUGAUUGCUUCUACGAGAAGUCCUUCGAGAGCAUCGAGGAUUACGAGACCUUGAUUCAUAACGAGGGGAGGGACGAUGCCUUCAGGGAUAGUGCAAUAUUUAGUGAUGAGGAGGGGAGGGAGGCACAGGGGAGAACUACUGAGAGACCGAAAAUUCCACCGCCUGUGCCGGCGAAAAAACAUUGUCUGAAGGCGAUUCCGAAGAGUGUCAAGCCCAGCAUUGCGGCUAAGCCUGAGGGGCUGAAGCUACGGUCGAUGGUUUCGAGGAAGGGAGAGGGCGGCGGGGGGGUCAAGUGCAUCAGGGUUACUUUGGUGCAGGGGGCCGAGGGGGGGAAUGUGGGGGAGUCGAGGUUUGGGGAGGUGAACGAUAUUUCGGCUGGGCAGAGUCAGGCGGGAUGGGUCAAGAGGAUGGUGGGACAACUCCAGGCGCAAAUCGAGACGUAAUGUGGGGAUUGCCGUAGAGUACAAUUGUGGGAUUUUUUGAGGGAGGAGGGGAAUUUGAGGAGGAAUAUUUUUGGUACGAAAUUUGCGAUUGGGACGGUUUUUGGAAGUUAAGGCCCGGGUGUACUAGCUUUCGAAUGUUAUCUGGAUUUUUUUCAUCUUUCGUAAUC
Molecule: messenger RNA, 4353 nt
Organism: Diachasma alloeum
Lineage: Eukaryota; Metazoa; Arthropoda; Insecta; Hymenoptera; Braconidae
Gene: GEFmeso
Exons: 5
Coding region: 200-4186 (1328 amino acids)
Molecular function (GO): guanyl-nucleotide exchange factor activity
Source: RefSeq, a predicted model, not a curated record